Messenger RNA from Oncorhynchus masou masou (cherry salmon), 3818 nucleotides. Its product is annotated as purine nucleoside phosphorylase-like. The record is from RefSeq and is a predicted model, not a curated record. Bases 298 to 1179 code for a protein of 293 amino acids. Gene Ontology annotation, molecular function: purine-nucleoside phosphorylase activity. Gene Ontology annotation, cellular component: cytoplasm. The transcript is spliced from 6 exons. Lineage: Eukaryota; Metazoa; Chordata; Actinopteri; Salmoniformes; Salmonidae. Gene Ontology annotation, biological process: nucleoside metabolic process.
ACGCCGCUGACUAAACACUGAUCAGCGAAUCGAGCGCCAAAGCAUUUUAACAGUUAACUGAAAGGCUACAAAACAACUCAACGGUUUUCAACUGAAGAUUUUGACCGUUUAAACGAUAUAACAUUAUUAUAAAUAGGCCUAUCACUUUUAAUGUAUUUAUUUUAAGUUUACAUUUGUAAGGAUUUUUUUUCCGCUUGACGUUUUGCCGCCAAACAAGUCUAUCUGCUGCAGUUACAUUAAGCUAAUUGAUAAAUCGCUGCAUUUGAGAGGAUUCAAGAGACAUUACAUUACUUCAGCAUGUUUCCAGACUCAAGCACCGGGUACAGCUUCGAGGACUGCAAGGCCACAGCAGACUGGCUAUUGGCCCAGACCUCCGUUCGCCCCGUGGUUGGCAUCGUGUGUGGUUCAGGAAUGGGAGGACUGGCUGACAUGCUGAAAGACCAAGUGGCAUUCAACUACAAGGACAUCCCCAACUUCCCCCAGAGCACAGUGCAUGGCCAUGCUGGACGCUUGGUGUUUGGGACGCUGAAGGGAAGGCCAUGCGUGUGCAUGCAGGGACGCUUCCACCUGUACGAGGGAUACUCCAUCCAGAAGAUCACCCUGCCUAUGCGUAUCUUCAGCUUGCUGGGUGUAGAGACGGUCAUGCUGACCAACGCUGCUGGCGGUCUCAACCAGGACUUCAAAGUGGGAGACAUCAUGAUCAUGAAAGACCACAUCAACAUGCCCGGCUUUGCUGGCAGCAACCCACUUGCUGGAGCAAACGACGACAGGUUCGGUGUGCGGUUCCCCUGUAUGUCGGACGCGUACGACAGAGAGCUGCAGCAGCUGGCUGUGGAUGUGGGACAGGAACUAGGCUACGGUGACUUCCUGCGCGAGGGUGUAUACUGCGUCCUGGGCGGGCCCUCAUUCGAGACCAUCGCGGAGUGUCGCAUGCUGCACAAACUGGGAGCUGACGCUGUCGGCAUGAGCACGGCUCACGAGGUGAUUGCGGCGCGUCACUGCGGCAUGCGUAUGUUCGCCCUAUCCCUGAUAACCAACAGGGCUGUGAUGGACUACGACAGUGAGGAGAAGGCCAACCAUGAGGAAGUCCUUGAGACAGGCCAGCACCGCGCCAUCCAGCUGGAGAAACUGAUCUCUACCAUGGUCACCCGCAUGGAAUACAACAACACCAACGCCUAAAUGAACGAAUGGAACCAACCACCGAACUCAUCGAAAUAGAAUCCCUACAAUGGGAAUCCCAUUUAAGACAAUGGGUGGACUGGCGGCCAUUUUGUGUGUACCAAUGAAGUGUAAGUGAAAUUGCCUUGGUCUGAGGUGCAAAACCGAUUCUAGGAAUUCAAUUUCUAUGGUAAAACUGACUCUGGAUCAGUAGAAACCGACCGCCUUGAAGUUAUGAAACCCAAAGACCUGCUUUUGACACAAGGUUGCCUGCUCUGAGAGCUGUGUGGAACAGUCACUUACUGGCUGACCUCUCACGCUCACAGUCCCUCUUUUUAAAACAUUCUUCCCAUUUUCAAGACGAUGGUGUACAUUCCUGUCAUGCGCGACUCUACAGGCUCUCAAAAAUGUUUAUCGUUAUUAUUAUUGUCUAUUAUAAGUUGAUAAUAUUAACUUAAUAUUGAGCUGAAUGUGUAAAUGUCUUGAUUUAACUUAACAAUGAGAAAGCUAUGGAUCUGCUGUACAUGUCUUUUAACGUAUGUAUCCUGUCUAAUGUACAUUAGUUGUUGACAUAGUGUUAUUUUUGCUCUUGUUCUUUUUUAAAUAUGAAUGUGCUUACUAAAGUUUUGUAUUUAUUCAUGUGAUCAAGUCGAUUGGAGGAUUUAUUGGUUAAUGAUAUCGAAGAUUGUCUAUUUAUAGUGACAAGAUAGUCAAAUGACCGCUCUAACAAUGGAAAUAAAUGUUCUCAAAGAUGGAAGGCAGACGGGAGGAGGUGAGAUCAGGUGGGACCAUUCUAGCCAAUGAGAGGGCAUAUACGCAUGUGAACAGUAGUUUUUCUCAAAGUGGCCUGAAUGCCAUCACUUACAUCAGUACAUUUGUAACAGCUGAAACAUUAUGAAACUUCUAUUCGAUCAAAUACGCUUAAUGUAAAUCAACACACUCUCAUAGUGUCACGAAUAUUACCGAUGUUGGCUCCCCUUCUAGUUCGGGUGGCGCUCGGCGGUCGUCGCCGGUCUACUAGCUGCCACCGAUCCUUUGUUCUGUGUUCGUUUGUUUUUGUCUAAUUGGUUUCACCUGUUCCUUGUUUGGUUGUUAGGGUGGGGUUAUUUAAGUUUGUUUAGCCCGCUUCUGUUUGUGCGGGCUUGUUCUACUGUAUUGUGAGAGGUGUUAGUAUUUGUGUUGGGUUUUUUCGCUGUCCUAGUAUUUUACCAAAAGGGUACUAUUUGUUUUAUAGUUACGCCUGUGUUGGGUAAAUACUAUUUUGAUCUUUUGAUUUUGGACAUUAAAGUGUUUUUUUCCCCGCAUCCUUUGCUCUCUGCUCCUGACUCCACACACACACUCACUCAUUGAGCGUUACACAUAGACCUCCCCACUUGGGUCUAUUUAUCACACAGACAAAUUGUGGGCGAAGUAAAUCCUCUCGCUUCGCCUUUUUCCCCCUCUAAUGCUCACUUGUGUGAAUUAUAAGUUCAGAAAAGUUUGAGGAAGAAACUUGGGAGUAUUCUUUGUGGGUUUAUACAUUUACAAUGGGACACAUUCCAUGAGUCUGAUAUUGAUUUUUGGAAGAGAUGUUAGCUUUGCUCAAAACCCAAAUUAUGACAUAUCCACAUGAAUAUAAUUGUGUUCCGGAAAAGUUUAUUGAAGUUUUGUAUAGAUAGAAAUGGAAAAGGUACAUAAUUCCAUAAUAAGAGCGAGCAUAACACAAUUCCAGAGUGUGCACUGUAAACAACAGUCGUGAUUGCAUAAUGCAUAUAAGACAAAUUAUUAUCAAUCUACACAGAAAAAUGGUAACUAUAGAAUUGAAUGUCAUGGCAAUAAGAAUCAUACUGUUUCCCUCAGUCAAUUUGGCAAAAUGUCUCCAACUGUACUUUACCCUCCUCCAUCCAUGAAUACAUCUGACAUUACAUGCGAUCAGGUUGAUGCCUGCUAUUCCAAUCAAAAAUCAGUCAUCGCUUAUAACCUACAUCACAAAUACUAAAAUACAAAUAGCCACUGGGCACACACUGGUUGAAUCAAUGUUGUUCCCAUGUCAUUUCAAUGAAAUGACGUUGAAUAGAUGUUGACUUGACGUCUGUGCCCAGUGGCUAGUUUCAUGUUCCCCUUGGAACACUAAACCUUUUUUUUAAAUAAAAAGCUGGGAUAUCCUUGAAGUGUCUUUGGCAUUCAUUAAAAAUGAGGAUAUCAAGUUUUGAGUAUGUGGCAUUACAAUGAUAUUGUGGGGGUUUUCCCACUGAAAAGUACUGACAUAUACAGACUUCUAAAACAAAUUGUCAUGCCGGUGAUUCAAUCCUCUAAGGAUGAUGAAGUACUUCCAAAUUACAAUAGCACUUUGCCUUCUUUCUCAGCAGAGAAAAUCCUUUUGACCCAAACUCCAUGCCAACACCCCCAUUGCCUAUUCCUGAAACACAGGUCACAAAAUGGCUUCCAAAAGGAACGUUGAAAAUAUGACAAGGCAAUUGUGAAAAUUGGCACAAGAUGUAAAACAAAAACUUUAGGAAGUUUUCUUCCUAUCCAAUAGGAGGCAGUAUCAAAAUUCCCUGCCGUCUUCCUCUAUGUUGUGGCGCCAUGUGAGUAGAGUUGUCUCCCUCUGUUUCUAAGGUAACAGGCAAUGUCUUGGCACAUGAUCCCCAUAUUAAAUGUUGUAAACAUUACUCAAGUUU